GCAGCUGCUAUAAAUGGCUUGAGCAUCUUUCAACAAAGCAACACAACGUUUUCUGUUCAAUAGAGAUGUGGUCAAAAUCUCUUCAGAUUGUUCUCUUGAUUGCAAUUUUCUCUGCAACUGUUCAAGGAUGCUUCGAUUCUUCAGACUGCAAAUUUGGAACCUGUGACAUGGUCACACACAGUUGUACCGCUGGUUUUGCACCGAUUCAACGAGACGAUGAAGAAUUUUCAAGUCACAGAGGGCAUCGCUUCCGGGGAAGACAAACGAAGAGCUCAUCACAAAUUUGCAUUUUCCCGUUCAUUUGUAUUCCAUGAAAUGUGUUCUAACUUUUGAAUUGAAUAAAUUGUUCUGGCAAU
Molecule: messenger RNA, 356 nt
Organism: Caenorhabditis elegans
Lineage: Eukaryota; Metazoa; Nematoda; Chromadorea; Rhabditida; Rhabditidae
Gene: C14F11.7
Product: EB domain-containing protein
Exons: 2
Coding region: 66-314 (82 amino acids)
Source: RefSeq, marked reviewed